CGAGUUGGUCACAUUGCGCUGCUCGGAGCGAUUCGCAGAAGUUGAUAAAAAUGUUUUAAUUUGUGCGCAUUAAAAAGUGUUUGUUUUUAAAGUGUUUGUGUCGUGGAAAGUGUGUGUGUUAAAAGUGUAAUCUGAUUGUGCAAUUUGCAACGCGAAAUGCGAGCGUUCGAACAAAGAUGGCUGUUUUGCUGCUGCUGGCUAACGAUGGCGUCAGCGGCAGCAUACGCGACGUCCGUCGACGUCAUGGCAGCGCCAGCUGGAGUGGGGAGUGUUGUCGCUGCAGCAGCAGAGGCAGCUGCUUCGGGUAGCACAAUAACAACAACAACAACCAAUGCCAACAGCAAACAGUUGCCCGUUUGCAGUCGCAUGCUGCGUCAUGUGUUUGAGAAUGCAACGCCACGCGACGAACAGCAGGCGGGCAUCUUUGUGGAGUACAAACCGGAGGCGGGGCAACCCAUGGACGAGGAGUCGUAUCUGUGGAACUGUCUCGACGCAUGUUGCGAGAAAUCGCAGAACCAAACACAGGCUAAUCCCUGCAAUGUGGUUUUGGUGUUCAAGCGCAAGUGCUAUCACAUUCACUGCGUCAGCAAUGAGGCGUGUCUGCCCAAGCCACUUUCACGUGAACGCGAAAACGAUAAGGUGCAAAUGGUUUUAGUCAAUCCGGUGGGCGGCACAGCAGAGUCAGAGACUUGGACGCAGCUGCUCAAGGCUGCCAAGCAAACGGCCGAAGUGUUACCUUACGAUGCGGAGCUCAACUUUUGGAAGCAGCCACGUCGGCUACCUUUUCAAGACAGCAAUGCCUACGAUGACGAUGAUUUUCCCAUUGCGGAGAAGCGCAUGAAGCAACUGCUGAUGCAACAACAACAAACGGCGGAUGACAACGAUGAGGACUUGAGUUACUAUGGCGAGAAUGCCAAAUUCAUGACUUGCGACCUGGACACACCUUGUCCCCCGCAAGAGCAAUGUGUGCCACUUCAACCGAAUGCAGUCACCGGACUCUGCAGAUGCAAACGUAACUUUGUGCGCAACAAGCAGCUGAAGUGCGUCAUGCCAGCGGUGCCUUAUCGCGCCUACAGCAACGAAGCAGCCAUCGCAGAGGACGCACAAGAAGCGGCCGCUGCUGCUAGUGAAAUUGCGACAGAGGCGGUGUUGCCACCGCCUGCUAAGCAGGAAGCCAACAAAGCGAUUGUGGUGUCGGUGAUGUCAAAGGACGUUCAGCUGCCCGAACAAGAGGUCACCUUGGCGGCAUUCACAGUGCCCGACGAGCAGACAAGUGGCACGAAAUACAAAUACCUGUGGACACUGAUUUCACAGCCGAAGGGGCCGAUGAAUGGCACGAUAUCGGAUCAAAGCAAAUCCAAGGUGAAGUUAUCGAAUUUGUCCGAGGGUUUGUACACCUUCAAGGUGACAGUGACGGGAGACAAUGGCACCUUUGGCGAGGCGGCCGCCAAUGUCACAGUGAUGCCUGAAAAACGCAUUAAUCAAGCGCCACAGGUGAUUAUAUCGCCCAAGGAGCAGAUUAUACGACAGCCCACAUCGAAUGCGGUGCUCGAUGGCAGUCCGAGCACUGAUGAUGACAAGAUCAUUAAUUGGCACUGGGAAGUCAUCUCGGGACCGAUUGGUUAUCAACCUCAGCUCCCUGAGGUGAACACACUGCAGCUGGAUCUCACUUCGCCGGGCAAUUACACCUUUAAGCUGACCGUAACGGAUUCGAACAACGUGACCAACUCGACCACAGCCACGAUAGCAGUGCUCAAAGAGACGGACUAUGCGCCGGUGGCGAAUGCCGGCGAUGCCGUCAUCUUGUAUUUGCCCAACAAUAAUGUAACACUCAACGGCACAGCGAGCUCGGAUGAUCACGAAAUUGUGGCCUGGGAAUGGACGAAAGAUGCCAGCGACGAAGCCAAGGCUGUGGACAUGCAGAACACGAGAACUCCAUAUGUGCAGCUGUCCAAUCUGGAGGAGGGCAUGUACACCUUUGUGCUAAAGGUGACCGAUGGCAGCGGACAGUCGAGCACCGCCAAAGUGCAUGUGUUUGUGAAGCCGCCAACGAAUUCCCCGCCUGUGGUCAAAGCGGGCAUGAAUGUGACCAGCAAUUUGCCCGUCAACUGGGCACUGUUGAAUGGCUCCGAGUCCAAGGAUGACAUUGCCAUCAAGAGCUAUCAAUGGAAGCAGCUGAGCGGACCGAACAAUGCGAUUAUUUUGCAGGCCAACAGCUCGAUUGCCAAUGCCACAAGCCUAACGCUGGGACUUUAUGAGUUCGAGCUGAGCGUAGCCGAUGAGAACAACAAUAUGGCCAGCGACAGCACUUGGGUGAAGAUUGUGCAGGAACGCAAUGCGGCGCCUAUUGCUAAUGCUGGUGGAGAUCGAACCAUAACGCUGCCGGUGACAGCAAUUUAUUUGAAUGGCACGCAAUCGUCGGAUGAUCUGGCGGUGGUCAAGUACGUGUGGACACGUGAGGACAACAGUUUGGCAGCUGGCGUCAUUGUGGGCGACACCGACAAGCAGUCAGUUAUGAUUCUAACGAAUGUGGUGCAAGGUCGCUACGUCUUCAAGCUGACUGUGAGCGAUGAUCAGGGUUUGACUGGCACCGAUACAGUCAGCAUUAAUGUGCAUCCCGAUCCCAUGUUGCAUUACCUCGUGGAAAUGACGCUGCCCAUGGGAAUUUCGGUGAUAACCAAAAGUGAAUUGGACUCGACAGUGCAAAAGUUGCAACUUCUGCUGGGCGAUGACAACAAGAUUCAAAUCCGUGAACUCAAAUACGAUCUCCACACUGAGGCAGCUGUGCUCGUAUUUUAUGUCCUAGCCGAUGCGACGGUGAAAGGUGAACCAGCCAAGCCAGUGAAUGGGCUGCAUGUGGAGCGCUUGCUGCGUGCCAAACUCCAAAAGGAUGCCUCGAUACUCGGGGCACUCUAUGUGGACAUACGCACCACUGUCUGCCAGAAUAAUUGCUCGGGACAUGGACGUUGCAAUCCAUCGACACGAGCUUGCGAAUGCGAAGCAUUCUGGAUGCCCUCUGUGGGCUAUUUUAUCAACAACGACGAGGCCAAUUGUGAUUGGUCGAUUUUAUAUGUGUUUGUGGGCGUCAUUGCCAGCUGCCUGUUGCUGUCUGGCAUCUUCUGGGGCAUUGCGUGCGCCUGUCGCCAAAGCAAGAAGCCGCGAUUGCGUCAAAAGGUGCAAAAGUAUGCGCUGAUUGGCACACAGGACGAGGAGGCAGCCAAUUAUUCGCGUAACACUUCGUUGACUGAAUCGGAGACGGAUUCGGAUGUGCUCUUCGAGACGCGCUCGAAGAGUAAUGGCAUUGGCAAGCACAAAGGACACCACAGCAGCUCGCAUGGCAGCGGCAGCAGCGCAGGACGCGAUGGCAACAAAUUUGCAGUCACCAAAUUGGGGCGCAAGAUCAAGGCAUAGACACAGUUUGAAUGUGUGUGACUGUU
Drosophila sulfurigaster albostrigata is the source of this 3437-nucleotide messenger RNA. RefSeq names its product dyslexia-associated protein KIAA0319. The transcript is spliced from 8 exons. Bases 157 to 3411 code for a protein of 1084 amino acids. Gene Ontology annotation, cellular component: plasma membrane; cytoplasmic vesicle. Lineage: Eukaryota; Metazoa; Arthropoda; Insecta; Diptera; Drosophilidae. The record is from RefSeq and is a predicted model, not a curated record.